AUGACUGAUGAUAUCAGGCGUCUGUCCAAAAAAGAACAAAUUUUGUGGAAUUUACUUGAAAAUUUGGAGGAUUUUCUGCAAGAUUACGAGGAUGAUAGCGACUAUGGCUCACUGCAACCUCGGCUAGCAAAAUUAGACGAGGCUUAUGAGAGAUUUUGUGACCUACGCGUUCAGAUAGAAGUAAUCAUGGAAGACGUUAAUGCUGAAGAUGAUUCUGUUGAUGAUGCUGCUAAAAAGCAAACUUGGAAAAUGGAAAAUAAGACUGUGUACAAGGAUUUCGUAAACAGAUAUUUCUCGCUGAAACAACAAAUGCUUUCGAAAAUCCAGUCGAUUCCUGCUCAGCCUACUAACCUUGGCCCGUUCGUUUCUGACCCAGUUUUGCCAUGCCACACCAAGUAUCCUGAGCUGACGUUGCCAACCUUCUCUGGAGAACUUUCGGAUUGGAUUAACUUCCGGGACAACUUCAAAUCAUUGAUCCAUGACAACGCACAGCUAAAUGACAUGGAUAAAUUUAACUACCUCCGAACAUCGUUGAAAGGUGAUGCCAUUCUGCAGAUUAAUCAGAUCCAGGUAGCAGCGAUUAAUUACAGUCUGGCGUGGAGCACUUUGCAAGCAAAAUACGAGAAUCAUAAGCUGAUAGCUCGGGAGCAUAUGAAAGCUCUUUUCGAAGCACCUAUUAUGCCGACAGAAUGUUUUGAAGCCUUAAAUGUACUGAUAUCAACAUUCAAAAUCAACCUCCAGCAGUUGGAGAAACUGGGCCAGAAGACUAGCAGUUGGAGUACAUUGUUGGCGUUCAUGCUCUCUCAAAAAUUGGACCCAGUCACAUACCGUCUUUGGGAAACACAUCACGGUUCUAAAGACGUACCUUCAUACGAAUCGAUGAUUGUGUUUUUGGAAAACCAAUGCUCGAUCCUACAAUCAACUGCGAGUCGAAAUGGGAAUGAUGACCAUCGAAGCUACAGAGCUCCCAUCAGUCACAGCACGGUGACUAUGGAGAGAUUUUGUCCUGUCUGCAGGAGUGGAUCGCACAAGACCGAACAAUGCGCCAAAUUCUACAGGAUGAGGGUGAUUGACCGAAAGGAUUUGGUUCGGAGGUUGAGACUCUGCUUUAACUGUCUUGAUUCCGGACAUUUCGUCGAAAACUGCUCGUGUUGUUCCUGCUCGAAGUGUGGACAACGUCAUCAUGUAUUACUGCAUCCUUAUUCUCCGAACCAAGAUAGCCAGUCUAACUUGCAGUUCUAUUCUCGUUCCCCAAGAAGACCUCAACGCGCGAUCAGUCAAUCGAGAAGUGAACCUGAAACACUACAGAAUCAGGCCCAGACGAACAGUUUCCAAUCUACAGAGAACAAUUCGCAAACUACACUACAGCCACCUCCCACAAACACGCCCACUGUAAGUCAUCACACUACACUACUCAGUACACAACGAAACACUCACACUGCUAUGCUGUCGACAGCCGUUGUCAUGCUAGCUGAUAGCAGUGGUAACACAGUUCUUGCUCGUGCCCUGCUGGACAAUGGAUCUCAGAUUAGUAUGAUGACUGAGAAUUUGUCGCAAAAGCUCAAGUUUCAGCGUAUUCGCGAAAACCUUCCUGUGAAUGGUGUUGGAGGGUCUUCAAGCAUCUCGAAGGAAGCUGUAUUUGCUCGUAUCAUAUCGUGUACAUCUGCGUUCACUACUGGCGAGAGGAAAUUCUUUGUGCUUCCCCAAAUUACUUUGGAUUUGCCUCAAAGAAGCGUCGAUACUAGGACUUGGAAAAUACCGCCUUCUAUCAGCCUGGCAGAUCCCGAUUUCAACAAAUCCGGUCCCAUUGAUCUAGUACUAGGAGUUUCCACAUUCUACGAAGUUUUGUUGCCGCACCAGAUGAGAAUUGAUGAGGGCAACAUCGAUCUGGAAGCGUCCACGUUCAUGGAAAACAGUCCAAUAACCAACAGUCCAUCGCAACCUGAGUAA
Molecule: messenger RNA, 1950 nt
Organism: Uranotaenia lowii
Lineage: Eukaryota; Metazoa; Arthropoda; Insecta; Diptera; Culicidae
Exons: 2
Coding region: 1-1950 (649 amino acids)
Biological process (GO): proteolysis
Molecular function (GO): aspartic-type endopeptidase activity
Source: RefSeq, a predicted model, not a curated record